Zootoca vivipara (common lizard) is the source of this 3137-nucleotide messenger RNA. RefSeq names its product C1q and TNF related 2 (gene C1QTNF2). Gene Ontology annotation, molecular function: protein binding. NCBI's taxonomy places the organism in Eukaryota, Metazoa, Chordata, Lepidosauria, Squamata, Lacertidae. The record is from RefSeq and is a predicted model, not a curated record.
UUCCAAGCAUUUAGCCGCAUGUGUGUAACGUUUUCUUCCCUGCCUCACGUGACACGAGGCAGAAGCUCAAACAUUACACAAUAAUCAAAAUAUGCCUCUGGCAAAGCUAAGCCAAAAAGCCGAAGCCGCCGCAAAAAAAGUGGGAAUGCAGAUGAAAGAAACCCAUUUUUGCUAACGUCGAGCAAGGCAUUUGAGAAUGCAAAAUCGCAAGCCCUUCGUUUAAAGGAAAGGUUUUGCAAGAAUAGCCAGGAAUCCCACGAAGCUGGACAACUAUGCUCUGCGGUGAAACAUCUGUUUGAGAUUCUUCAGCUUUUCUACUGGAUGUCAGGAUCUUUUUCUGGAAGACAUUUGUGCUUGCGCCACCAUGAUCUCCUUGGUUCUGUUUAUCUGGAUUGUGCCCUGCGUGGCCAGUCAGCUCCUCAGCAGCUUUGCGAAAGCAGAAAGUCAGAAAGGUUCCAAGCAGAUCAUCUGCAGCGUGCCAGGACCACAAGGCCCUCCUGGUGUGCCUGGAGCUCCAGGGUCCCCCGGGACGAUGGGAAGGAUGGGAUUCCCAGGAAAAGACGGACAAGAUGGAAAGGACGGGGAGAAAGGGGAGGCAGGCGAGGAAGGUCCACAAGGCAAGACAGGAAAUCCCGGCAAGCCAGGGCCAAAGGGAAAGGUGGGAGCCAUUGGCAAAGCUGGUCCUCGUGGUCCAAAGGGCCUGAAGGGGAACCCCGGGAAAAGCGGAGGUGUGGGGAAGAAAGGCCCCAAAGGAGCCCUCGGGGACCCUGGGAUGCCAGGCCCCUGCAGCUGCGGGGCAAACAAGGCCAAAUCCGCCUUCUCUGUUGCAGUGACCAAAAGCUACCCGAGAGAGAGGCUGCCCAUCAAAUUUGACAAGAUCCUCAUGAACGAAGGUGCAAACUACAACAGUUCCAGCGGGAAAUUUGUGUGCAGCAUCCCUGGCGUCUACUACUUCACUUACGACAUCACUUUGGCCAAUAAACACUUGGCCAUUGGGCUGGUGCACAACGGGCAGUACAGAAUAAAAACGUUCGAUGCCAAUACCGGGAACCAUGACAUAGCUUCUGGAUCGACUAUCCUGUCCUUGAAGCAGGAUGAUGAGGUCUGGCUGCAGAUAUUCUACUCGGAACAGAAUGGACUCUUUUAUGACCCUUACUGGACAGACAGCCUUUUCACUGGCUUUCUGAUCUAUCCUGACCAGGAUUAUCUGAAUGAAAUAUAAAGGGAAGGCUGUCGACAACAGCAACAACAGCCAACUCUAACAGGAAGUCGGACAUGGAAAAUGAGAACUGUAAUAAUGUACAUUCAUCUAGUCCCAUCUUUGCAUAAGCAGUUUCUAACCUGGACUGUGUCCCAGGGGUGUGGCUACCUUGUUUAUAGAUGAUAGUGUAAGCCCAGGGUAGUCAACAUGGUGAGCACAAGUUGAUGAACUACAACUCCAAACAUCUCUGAACAUUGGCUAAGCUGACCGGAGCUGAUGGGAGUUGGAGUCCAACAGAGUCUGGAAGGCACCAUGUUGCCUACCUCAAUCAAAGCCUUGGUGUUUCUUUGUGUCAGCCUGUGGAUCCCCUUAAAGAAUCAGCCUAGCUUAUAAAUUCGGAGCAGUCAGAGUUUUCAUCAUUUCUGGCCAGUGGCCAUUGCAGUAUUGUUAUUGUUUAGUCGUUUAGUCGUGUCCGACUCUUCGUGACCCCAUGGACCAGAGCACGCCAGGCACUCCUGUCCUCCAUGCCUCCCGCAGUUUGGUCAGACCCAUGUUGGUGGCUUCAAGAACACUGUCCAACCAUCUCGUCCUCAGUAUAAUUCCCCCCAAACCCAGUAAGGCAAUCCAAGUAUAUGUUGAAACAUACCCAUUUACAGAAUGACAAAUUAUAAAAACUUAAAAAUUGUAAUGCCCUCUCCCCAAAUCAUUUAGAUCAGUGUUUCCCAAACUUUAUCAAAAACAAAAGACCCAAUUUUGCUUCUUCGUCCCAAUAAUCUGCAUGUAUCCUGAAACCUGUCAAGCACAGCUCCUUCUUUGGCUAAUCUAAUCAAUCUCUUGUUCUCCAUCUUAAAUCAAUUUAAACUCAAAUGACAUCACCUCUGGAUUUUUCUAUAAAACCUUCAUUUGCUCAACAUCUAUCCUGAUGAAGUGUUCUGGAGAACUCGCAAAAGGUGGCCCACAACUUUGUGACAUUUGAGUUGGUCCUAAGGAAAGUGUUGCUAUCUUCAGCUUACUUAGAUAGAAGCAAUAAAUGAUCAUGGUUCUCUGCCUAAUGAGACACUAAGAAACCCCCAAAGGCAAACGAAAAAGGAAUAAUUUAUAAAGAAAGAUGGAUGAUGACCACAUUAUUUUAACAGUGGAAAAAAGAUUAUGAUAUUCAAAAUCUGGAGCUCAGCACUGAAGUAUCUUCAAGAGAUCACAACACAGAAUGAACAGAAUAUUAUUUUCCCUGAAUCCUUGUGUCCCAUAAUUUUGUCCUCACAGCUACUGCAAAUGUCAACUGAAGUUACCGGUAGUUGUGGAGUGUUGGAUUAAGGCCAAGGAAACUCGGGUUCAAAUCCCCCUAGUUCACUUGGUAACUUUGAGCUCAUCACUAUCCCUCAGCCAAACCUACCUCACAGGGUUGUUGUGAGGAUAAAAUGGAGGAAGGGCAGAAGCAUGUAUGCUGCUUUGAAAUCCUUGGAGGGGAGGCAGUGUUGUUAAUGAAUGAUAAUUGGUAAAGGAAAGAAGAUAAAUAGAAACCAACAAUAUGUAUCAGCCACUUGAUGCUUUAAUGUUGUAUGUAUAUUGCCACCUAGUGACUACCACCUUCAUUGCACAAGGUGCUGCCUGAACAAUACAAUUUUGCAACCAAGCACUGGUGUUUUCACAAUAAAAGUGCCUUUUAACAUGCUCACUGCACAUACAAGCAAACAAUGCUAUGCAGUUUUAAAUGUAAAGAAAUCCAGGUGUGUUUUUUUUCCAAUCAGCUGAGGGUGGGUGGCUUCCCAUUUGCAUUUGCACAAGAGUAAACAUUUACCAGCCUUAGAUACGUUUCACAAUGGGCAAAAUAGGGACUCGUGUUGUUGUUGUUUUUAUGGGAAGCAGUAUCUAUUUCCAUUUGUUUUUUGGUAGGUAGCCGUGUUGGUCUGAGUCGAAGCAAAAUAAAAAAAUUCCU